UUCUUUUCUCUAAUUGCCGGGACGCCGACAUUCGCUAACUUUUGUUAUUUGCAAAAAUAUUCUGCAAAGUUUGCAAUCAGACGGGAGCAGCAUGUCGGACGUGCCCAAGAAGCCCGAUCUGGGCGGCAUCGCCGUCGAAGACGACGACGACAACUUGCUGGAGAGGCUUACAGCUUGCCAGAAGGAGGCAGACAAAAUACACCUGGAAAUUUGUGACGAGAUGCUGCAGGUGGAGUCCAAGUACAACAAACUGCGCAAGCCCUACUACGAGAAACGCAGCGAUUUCAUCAAGAAGGUGCCCAACUUCUGGAUGACCGCCAUCAUGAACCACCCAAAGGUUGCCUGUAUUCUGGACGAGGAUGAGGAGGAUUGCCUGCACUCGCUAAGCAAACUGGUGGUGGAGGAGAGCGAGGAUAUCAAAAACGGCUUCCGUAUCAUCUUCCACUUCAAUGAGAAUGCCUACUUUGAGGACCAGGUGCUCACCAAGGAGUUCUUUUGGGAAUCCAAUUCCACCAGCACGCCCAUCAAGUGGAAGGAGGGCAAGAACCUGCUCCAGCAGGUACUAGCGAAGCCCUACGACAGGGAGCGUCGCUCUGAGUACAAAUCCUUCUUCGACUGGUUCUCGCACGAUGCCGACUACGUCAGCGACAAGAUCGCCCUAAUUUUAAGAGACGAAAUCUGGCCGAGCCCUGUCAAGUACUAUAAACUGAAGGAUAUUGGACAGGAGCCCAUGGAUGCAGGAGAUGAGGGAAAAUAAGACUUGAACUUGUUGCCUUUCCUUCAAUAAAUAAGCUCGUACCAAUGUAUAUAUAGUAACCCUA
Molecule: messenger RNA, 821 nt
Organism: Drosophila kikkawai
Lineage: Eukaryota; Metazoa; Arthropoda; Insecta; Diptera; Drosophilidae
Product: protein SET-like
Biological process (GO): nucleosome assembly
Cellular component (GO): chromatin; nucleus
Molecular function (GO): chromatin binding; histone binding
Source: RefSeq, a predicted model, not a curated record